AUGUCCGUCCUCCGCAACAUCAAGAGCCUCGCGCCUCUCCUCGACCGCGUCCUGGUCCAGCGCAUCAAGCCCGAGGCCAAGACCGCCUCCGGCAUCUUCCUCCCCGAGAGCAGCGUCAAGGAGCAGAAUGAGGCCCAGGUCCUCGCUGUCGGCCCCGGUGCCGUUAGCAAGGAUGGCCAGCGGAUUCCCAUGGGUGUCGCGCCUGGUGACAAGGUCUUGAUUCCUCAGUUCGGUGGAAACGCGAUCAAGGUCGGCGAGGAGGAGUACACCCUCUUCCGGGACGCUGAGUAUGUUCUAUACGUUGACCCAUUGUCUCUGUUCCUGGCGCUAACGCAUCCCACAGCAUCCUGGCUAAGAUCAAGGAGUAAAUUCUUUGAAUAA
Penicillium lagena is the source of this 381-nucleotide messenger RNA. Its product is annotated as co-chaperone GroES family protein. Lineage: Eukaryota; Fungi; Ascomycota; Eurotiomycetes; Eurotiales; Aspergillaceae. Gene Ontology annotation, cellular component: mitochondrial matrix. The record is from RefSeq and is a predicted model, not a curated record. The transcript is spliced from 3 exons. The coding region runs from base 1 to 381 and encodes 126 amino acids. Gene Ontology annotation, molecular function: protein-folding chaperone binding; protein folding chaperone; metal ion binding.